Molecule: messenger RNA, 2877 nt
Organism: Talaromyces rugulosus
Lineage: Eukaryota; Fungi; Ascomycota; Eurotiomycetes; Eurotiales; Trichocomaceae
Exons: 5
Coding region: 1-2877 (958 amino acids)
Biological process (GO): regulation of DNA-templated transcription
Cellular component (GO): nucleus
Molecular function (GO): zinc ion binding; sequence-specific DNA binding; protein binding
Source: RefSeq, a predicted model, not a curated record
AUGGGUGGCUUCAAUUCCUUGCAAUUCGAUGACCGGCAAGAUUCGACCCAGUCUUAUCCUGUGAGCUCCACGGCUGCUGCCCCGUCGUCGCUCCAGGGCAGCAGCCAUGGUAUCAACAUUGGGUUCAACCCGGGUCAACCACCUCAAGCAAAUGACAUGAGCCAGCAGAAUUACCCGUUGCUGGACCACGUCUCUGGUCGUCCAACCGGCUCUAUGGCUUUUGCUGGCAAUCCUGCUGCUGGCUACCAUUUUGGUCCAUCGCCAACAGGUAACGACCCUAACGACGGACCGGAUUCUGCAAUGAUGUUUGCGAAUAGUGCCACUUCGCAGCCUCAACACCCACAUCCGUCUGGACAUAUGUAUGACGGCGCUGCUGAGCGCUUUCAGCUUCAACAGGGCUAUGUUCCUCCUACAUUCACGCCUGCCCUAGACCCAAUGGCUGCCUUUGGGAACUAUGCAGCCCCUCAUAAUUAUCAGAAUCCACCUAUGGGCUUACCAUUAACAUAUGGCGGCCCUGCUCCGCCCUCGCAGCACCCGAUGAACAUGAUAUUCUCAACUGCCACUUAUGAGCCCACCUUACAACCUUCUAUGCAAGGCCCAGUGGCUGCCGGACCCAACCAGGAGAACUGGCUGACCAUGUCGUCAAACUUCAAUCUGCCCUUGGCUGGCCAAAACCUACAGAUAGAGACGGAUCAUCUCGCUGCUCCGAGCCAAAAUACCAACCCUGACGUCGACUCGGGCUCUUUUGUAACAUCCGACCCCCCUACUCGACCGAACAACACCCCUUCGGUGCAGACUCCAUUUAUUCCUCCUGAAAUUGCCGCAUCUGCUGUUCCGAAACCGGGUCGAGGCAAAGUCGCUUCUCAAUAUCUAAACGUCUACUCUAGCAGCGGCUUCGAUAUGUUUAGUAUUCUGGCGAAGAUAGCAUCCAGGCCGAACCCGGAGAUAGAUAUUGGCGCCGUUGACAUGUCCUGUGCAUUCAUCCUUUGUGACAUCACAUCUCACGACGAUCCGAUUGCGUACGUGUCAGAUGCAUUCGAAAGGCUGACUGGCUACACGAGACAUGAAAUAUUGGGCAGGAACUGUCGUUUCUUGCAAGCCCCUGAUGGCAAAGUGAACCCAGGUAUUAAACGAAAAUACGUAGACGAUGAGACUGUUUACCGUCUCAGAGAGAAGAUCCGCAGCCGUUCUGAGGUCCAGGUUAGCAUGAUAAACUACAGGAAAGGAGGACAAUCGUUUAUGAAUCUUUUGACCAUGAUUCCCAUUCGAUGGGGCUCGCCCGACUACCGAUUCUACGUCGGCUUCCAGGUCGACCUAGUCGAGCAGCCUCAGGCGGUCACCAAACGCAAUUCCGAUGGAUCUUAUACAAUUAAUUACCAACGGGAUCAACUUUCUCGAUAUGUCCUGCAUGCGCCUGAUUCACGAAAGCCCCAAAACAGUUUGUCCAAGAACAUCAGCCAUAAUGAAGUCACUUCCGCCCUGAGGUCUAUUGGUGCAGGCACCAAGGAUAUCUCAAGUCGGUACCUCGAUCGUGUGUUGCUUGAAAAUGCCGACGAUGUCAUUCACGUUUUGUCGUUGAAGGGCCUCUUUCUCUACUUGUCUCAGUCAAGCCGUCGGCUGCUGGAAUACGAACCAAAUGAGCUGGUAGGGAAGUCAAUAUCUUCUGUCUGCCACCCAAGUGAUAUUGCCCCCGUCACCCGUGAACUCAAGCAGGCGACGGUUGGAACGUCUGUGAGUGUGGUGUAUCGCAUUCGACGAAAGAAUAGUGGCUAUGUGUGGUUUGAAAGCCAUGGAUCACUGCAUGUUGAGCCUGGAAAGGGGCGCAAGUGCUUGAUACUUGUUGGCCGAGAGCGCCCCGUGUACACCCUUGAUUGGCCUAGUGUUCUCGAAGUCGGCGGCAUAGGGGAGGGUGACUUGUGGACCAAGAUGUCGAUCUCGGGCAUGUUCUUGUUCGUAUCAUCUAACGCUCGUGUUCUUCUUGACAGAACGCCGGACGAAAUGACCGGGAAAGGGAUCCAGGAGUUUAUGCGAAACGAGUCGCGGGGAGAGUUGGGGAAGGCGUUGGAGAUUGCGCGUACAGGUCACAAGGCAAUAUUCAAGCACGAGAUUAGGCAUAAACGUGGACAUGUGCUACAGGCGCAGACUACUCUGUUUCCAGGCGACGCAGCCCCUGGAACCAAACCUUCGUAUCUUGUGGCUCAAACGCGACUGGUCAAGUCUUCUCGCGCCAGCUAUCUCCCACAACGAAACCCGGUGUUGAUCGCAUCUUCUACUGCGGAUUCAAGCGCAAACAGCUACACCACGCCGCUAUCUCCCGGUCCAGGCAAUCAGACGAGUUUUGCAAAACAAACAAAAUCUACGACUCGUCCUGGGCCCGGACAGGUCGCACAGCGUGCGUCAACGGAGGCAGGCUCUCAUGGCUUGCCUUUGGGAAACCAAGACGAAGCGCUUGUGUCGGAUAACAACAUCUUUGAAGAAUUGAAGUCUGUCCGAAGCUCUAGUUGGCAGUUUGAAUUGCGACAAUUGGAGAGACAUAAUCGACUACUCGCCGAAGAACUUCAAGCGCUGAUCAGUCGCCGGAAAAAGCGCAAGAGGAAGAAGGGCACGGGGCCAAUGGAGAAGGCGUGCACUAAUUGCAGCACUCGAAAUACGCCAGAAUGGAGGCGUGGACCUAGCGGUAAUCGCGAUCUCUGCAAUAGCUGUGGGCUGAGGUGGGCCAAACAGAACGGUCGUAUAUCUCCACGGAAGCCGCCUGAUCAGAAUGACAGAAACUCGAGCUCAUCAUCGGCGAAGCCUUCGCCAGGGAGUGUAACGGAGGAUAGACCGGAAAUCGAACGCUCAGCCAGCAGUGGCGACACGAAAGCUUCUUCAGGCUAA